Beta vulgaris subsp. vulgaris (sugar beet) is the source of this 3148-nucleotide messenger RNA. RefSeq lists its product as uncharacterized. The record is from RefSeq and is a predicted model, not a curated record. Bases 363 to 2909 code for a protein of 848 amino acids. The transcript has 16 exons. Lineage: Eukaryota; Viridiplantae; Streptophyta; Magnoliopsida; Caryophyllales; Amaranthaceae.
UUUCUCACCCAAAUUUCAGAUUUCACAAUUCUCUCUCUUUCUCUUCUCUUUCUCUGGUAGUAGUAGUACUUUGUCGUCAACGAUCUUCCUUUAAAAGUUAAAACCCUUCAAUUGCAAAAAAAAAAAAAAAAAAAACCUCACAGUUUCUUCAUUUUUAUCACUCUCUUUCUCUCUCCUCUUUUCUCUCUCAUCUUUCUCAGUCAUCGUCUCACACUCUUCUCCGAUUUCUCAUAACUUCUACAACCUGCAUUAUCGAUUCUCUCUCCUCCAUCGAUGUCCCUGAUUUCUAGGGUUUUCCGCAUUAUCUGAAGAAAAUCCAAAUUCUAGGGUUUUAAAUUUUUUCUUCUUAUUUUGCCCUAACAAUGGAGGCUGCGGCCGCUGCUGGACGUAGCGUUUCGUUGUCUCAGUCGCCGUCUCGUAAGCAAUGGCGAGCCGUUUCGGAACAUUCUGUUAGAAACGCUGGAACUGAGGACUUAGAAAGGUCGAAAUUAGGACAAUCUGAUGAAAGGACUAUAUAUGAGGUACAGCAGGGACAAGAGCCAAUUGAUGGGGUAGACUAUUGUGCGAUACAAAUGGAUGGGAUUAUGAGUAUGGAAGAUGGGAUUUUGCAGCAAAGAAUUCAUAGUUUGGCUGGGCAGAGAGAAGAGAUGCAGCAAAUGGAGGUUGAGCUUCGGGCUCAGUUAAUUGCCAAGUCUGAGAUUCUUGAUUUGCAGAAUAGCUUUGAUGCACGAUUCAAAGAACAAGCGAAUGUUGUGGCGAGGCUUCAGGAUCAACUUCACGAAAAGGACCAACUAAUACACGAGCUUGAGAGAAAGAUAGAGGAGAAAGAACGAGAGUUACAUGCUGUGAGAUUGGAUAAUGAAGCGGCUUGGGCUAAGGAAGAUCUUCUGCGGGAGCAAAACCAAGAAUUAGCAAACUUCCGAAGGGAGCGUGAUAACAUUGAAGCUGAGAGAGCCCAUCACAGAAAACAGAUUCAUGAGCUUCAGGAACAUAUUCAAGAUAAAGAGAGACAGAUGCUGGAGUUGCAAGAGCAGCAUAGAGUAGCUCAAGAGACAAUUCACUACAAGGAUGAACAGGUACGGGAUGCACAGGCUUGGAUGGCAAGAGUGCAAGAAAUAGAUGUUUUGCAAUCAAGUACUCUGCAAGCUGAGCUACGGGAACGCACAGACCUGUAUAACCAGCUCUGGUUGAGUUCUUCAAGACAGUUCGCAGAGAUGGAGAGGGUGAUUCAGCAGCUUCAGCUUGAGUUGGCUAGUGUAAGAGGAAAUAGUGGAACUUAUAGUACCGAAACACAGAAUACUUCAAGUGAUAGCUCUCAUAUUGGUUCAAACAAUGGUCAUCGUGUUGAAGUGAAUGAACAUGGUGCAAUGAAUAGUUCUGGAAGUUUUGCUAAUGGGAAUGCAGAAAAUUCUCAAUCAUUUGUUUCUUCAGGCAGUACAUCUACACAGACCAACCAUGCUCCUAGUCUUCCUCUCGCUUCUCCAUCCAUUUUGGGGAUGCCCUCAUAUCUUCCACCUGGACAGUUGACUGCAGUGCAUCCAUAUAUCCUGCAUCAACAAGGAGCUAACCACCCUGUAGCAUCACAAGUUCCUCAGUCCCAUGUUGGGCAUUUUCAAUCAGUACCGGCAAUGGCUUCUCUCCAACAGUGGCAGAACCAACAGGUUGUAUCGGAAGACCCUUCUAUGCCCUCUCAGAACCAAUAUUCACUGUCCCAGGCUGAAGACAAACCGUCAAGGUCAGAUUCAAGUUAUAGCUAUGAGCACUCUGUCAAUGGACGAAAUCUGCAUCCGGAUUAUCUAAAUACUCAAAUAAGCCAAGGAAUUGAUCCUAAUUACCAAUUAUCAUCUAACGAGGUGGCACAGAACCCUGAGUCUACAGAGAAGAGCUAUUUUGUUGGUUCCGAAGCUCAGCAUAGCUUACAGCAGAUUUCUUUGCAGUUCCAAGAGGCAUUGCGUUUGGAUUUGAACCCUCUCAAUCAAACUAGUGAAAUGAAGACUAAUGAGCAUGAUGCUGUCAACAUCUCCAACAAUGAGACGGAAAAUCAAGAUAUAGUGACAGAGCAUCCUAGUUCUGUGGUUGGGCCAUCAUCUGAAUCAUCGGUUCGCCCUGUGCAUUUUGUUGAUGUUACGGUGAAUAAUGCUAGUGACACAGUUUCUUCUGAAGCAUAUGUCUCAACUGAGCAGGCAGAUGGUUUAUCAGCUGGAAAUAUAUUAGAGUCUGCUCUUCUUGAUGAAAGAGCAUUGUUAGCUUGCAUUGUCCGAACCAUUCCAGCUGGAGGAAAAAUUCGUAUUAGUUCAACGCUGCCAAAUAGACUAGGGAAGAUGCUUGCACCUCUUCACUGGCAUGAUUACAAAAAGAGUUAUGGAAAACUUGACGACUUUGUGAGCAGUCAUCCUGAACUUUUUUCAAUUGAAGGGGAUUACAUUCAACUUCGAGAAGGUGCACAAGGAAUUAUUGCUGCUACAGCAGCUGUGGCAAAAGUAGCUGCAGCAGCUGCAGCAUCGUCUCCUUACUCGUCCUUUUUUCCUCCUGUGGCUGUUACACCAAUGGCUCAUGCUGGUAGAGUUAAGAAGUUAUCGUCAUUGGAACCUAAGCCAGUGAGAAAUUCUGCUGACAGAUCACAUUCAUCAGCUAUGCAGAGUCACCAUUCUAAUGGUUCUGGCUAUGUUUCUGGAGGCCUUUCCAAUAUAAAAAUUUUGAGCAAGUCAAAAGAUUCUAUGGAACUCAAUUCUUCUGAGAUCAGAUCUAGCCAGCCCCUGCUAGUACCUGCUGAAAAUGGUUUGCAUUCUGAAAGAUCUAUUCUUGGCAAUCCACAACACCCAGUGCCAAUUCAUGCAAGGGGCAGUGCUAAUUUUAUUGCAAAGCAGCAGGGCAGGACUUCUGCUGCUGCCUUGGCUUCAAGAAGAUAGAAUUUCUUUAGAAAUGUAAUGAACCGAUCUGCAAAACUUUGCGAAAUGUGUCUGUGCAAGAUGUCCGACUGUUCGGAGGAAUUCCCAUCACAUUCAGAGUCUCAAUCAAUCUUCUGGUCUAACUGAAUCUCUGAUUGGAAUGUCCAUCUGUUUUAUGUUUCACCCUUUGUACGGCUUGCAGAAUUUAUAGCAACAUGUUUAUUCAAGCUAAAAUACUAAAUUAAACUUUUUGUCUCUUU